This is a messenger RNA of Micromonas commoda, 1108 nucleotides long. RefSeq lists its product with no specific name. Gene Ontology annotation, cellular component: membrane. The transcript is spliced from 4 exons. Bases 1 to 1047 code for a protein of 348 amino acids. Gene Ontology annotation, molecular function: palmitoyl-(protein) hydrolase activity. The record is from RefSeq and is a predicted model, not a curated record. NCBI's taxonomy places the organism in Eukaryota, Viridiplantae, Chlorophyta, Mamiellophyceae, Mamiellales, Mamiellaceae.
AUGAGCUGGGCUCAGAGCCUGUGGAAGCAGUACGAUCCGAUCAAUCGGAUCAUGUUCCCGGCGCAGGGUCGCGCCGCAUCCUACGACGUCAAAGGCAAGCCCUUCGUGGGUGAGCUCCAGGUCCGCGACGUCGUGUACAAGACCAUCGUCGUGCACAUGCCCGUGCACGUCCCGGGAGGCAUGUGCGCGCCCCCCGUCCGCAUCGACGUCCCGUGCAUGAUCGUGCUCCGAGCCGAUCUCGGCACGGUGGACCCGAACACACGGCGCAAAUCCAACAGGUGCCGCGCGCGAUGCACCGUCGUGUACCUCCACGGAAACGGCACCGACAUCGGCGGCGUCGCCGAGGAGGCCAAGGCGCUGUCGCGGGACCUCGAGUGCCACGUCGUCGUUCCGGAGUACCCCGGAUACGGCCUCGCGGGCGGUAGCGCCAACGAGGACUCCGUCGACGCGGCGACGCACGCGGGAUGCCGCGUCGCGACGGAGUGCCUCGGGACCCCGCUGGAGAGGCUCAUCGUGUACGGGCGAUCGGUGGGCACCGGCCCGGCGGCGGCGGCGGCGGCGAGGAUGAGCUAUAGGAACAAACCGCCGUGCGCUCUGGUGCUGCACUCGCCGUACACGAGCAUCCGGGAUUACGCGACGGAGAAGGCGGGGGCGGCGUUGGGGGCGCUGCUCGUGUCGGAGCGAUGGCCCACGAAGCGGAACCUGGCGCGGGUGAGGUGCCCCAUCCUGCUCAUACACGGCGACAGGGACGAGGUGAUACCGUUCAGGCACAGCGCGCGGCUGAAACGGGAGAGCAAGGGGUACAAGGCGCCGUGCCACCUCCACGUGCAGAAGGGGGGCGCGCACAACGAUUUCGACUUUUUCGGCGACGUGCUCGAUCCGCUGGCGAUGUUCCUGAGGCGACACGAGCGCGGGCCGUGGACGCGGGGCGGCGGGGAGGCGCCGGAGAUGGGUCUGGACCUGAGGGAUAUUCCGUCGAGAGUCGCCGCGUUUGGACCGGGGGACGUGGACGAGUAUCCCUUCGCGUCCGCGGACAAGGAAAACUGAUCGAUCGAACGAACGACAAGUGCCCGUCGCGCGUGUAACAACACAACACCUGAUUCUUUGA